This is a messenger RNA of Malurus melanocephalus (red-backed fairy wren), 4862 nucleotides long. It is a transcript of the gene CEP44, whose product is annotated as centrosomal protein 44. The transcript has 12 exons. The record is from RefSeq and is a predicted model, not a curated record. The coding region runs from base 249 to 1385 and encodes 378 amino acids. NCBI's taxonomy places the organism in Eukaryota, Metazoa, Chordata, Aves, Passeriformes, Maluridae. Gene Ontology annotation, cellular component: centrosome; spindle pole.
GUCGGGAAGCGGAAGUGGCCGCCGGGCGUCGCGGCGGCAGAUUCGAUCUGCGCCAUUCGCGUCCGGGAGUGUCCACGGGGUCCGGCCGCGCUCCCAGGGAACGGCGGCGGUCCCGCCGCGCGGGGCAACCAUCCCAGGACGCACAGUCCCGUGUGCAAGUGGCGUCUGCGCUAAGUGUGUCGCAGCUGGCACAGAUGUACUUUUAAACUUUCAUUUCAUAAUCUGAAAGAAGAAUAGCAUUUGGAAUAAUGGCAACGGGAGACCUAAAUGGAAGUUUAAGAAAAAUAGAGCAAGGACUUCGCUUGUUAAAUUAUCCAAGAGAUGUGGAUUAUACAAUGUUAGUUAAGGGUGAUCCAGCUGCAUUUCUACCUAUCAUCAGCUAUUGUUUUACAUCUUUUUCAACUUGCAUAGCAGAGCUUUUGGUAAAGUGUGAUGUGGAACUGACAGCAAAGAGUGACUUGCGUUUUAUUGAAGCUGUUUAUAAGUUUCUUCGAGAUCAAUUUCAGUAUAAACCAAUUUUAACAAAAGAGCAGUUUCUUCAGUGUGGCUUUGCCGAAAGAAAAAUGCAAAUCGUUUGUGACAUUAUCAACAGUGUGGUGAAGAAACAUAAGGAAUUGAGUAACUCUAGUAAGGUUAAAUGCCAAACAAGGAAAAAACUCAGACCUUUCAAAUUUGAAGUAUGGUCAAAUUGUGGUAAAGCUCUUGCUGAUCCUAGUGGCAGUGCUUUGAAUUCCAAACAGAAGCCUCUAGUUGAACGGCACUCAGGAAAUGAAGCUUUUGGUGACCUUCAUCCACUACCCCUUCCAGCACAGGGAGGGAAGGAGGAAGAAUUAUGCAUAGAUCAUGAUAUUGUGGAAGUUAAAUGUGAACAAGUCAUAGAAGAUAACUCACAAAUUGAGUUUUUAAAGAGUCAGCUUGCAGAUUUCCAGGAAAAGCUUCAUAAGCUAGAUUGGAUGGAAGAUAAGCUACAAGUUUUAGAAGAGAAACUGCAAGGAAAGGUGAUCAUAGAUGAGAAGGACUGGAAUAACUUAUUGAAUCGAGUUUUGCUUCUUGAAACAGAACUGCUGUUACAAUCCAAAAAGAGAGACUUACCUAAAGAGUUCUGCAAUACAAGACAAGAAAGUACUUCUAGUGGCCUUCCAGUUUCUCUUGAGAGGAAUGAAGAGAUGCCAGAGAGCCAUCUUCAGUCGUCUGGAUGCAGUUCACUGUUAUCCACAGACCCAUCUCCCAAAGACAUGACCCUAAAUUCUCAUGAUCUGUCAGACAUUUCAGAGGAGACAAUAAGACAAAGAAUGGAAAAGAUAAGUAAAAUAAUAGAAGAAACCUUCACAUUGUUCAAAGCAUCAAGCCCACYUCUGAGAAUACCUGAAAACAUAGAGACCUAGUCUCUGCAGACUUGUGGAUACCAGAAGUAAUAUAUAUAUUUGUACAGCAUUAAAUUUUUAAUAUAUCAAAUCUGUAACAAUCACCAGUGCUUUUAUUGCUUUGAAUAAAUAUUUUUCUCAUGCAUCUGUAUAUUGAUUUCCCUCCCCACGACCAGAAUUUUUAAAGACUGUUAAAUAGCUUCUUCUCCCUCCUUGCACUUUUGUAAAUUGAAGUCAUUGCAGCAGAGUAAUCUUGUGUUGACAUUUGUUAGCAGCAUGCUAAGUAAUAUGUUUUUUAAAGUGCGGGCUUGAGGACCGUGGUUUACGUGGUGGAAGCAUUCCAGCUGGAACUUGCAUAUUACACCCAAGAGGCAUUGUUACAUACCAUCUUACCAUCUGUACUGUUGAAUAAGUCUUAAUUAAAAACUUACAUACACAGUUUCAAAUAUGUAUCUUUUUUGCUGUUUUUUUUAUUUUUAAAUAUAAAUUUUCAUGCUGAGCUGGAGAGCACCAGCACUUUAUGGCUUCCAUUAACACUGACAAAGUGAGGGCCAGUUUGAUCCUAAAUGCUAAAAUGUGCAAGGAAGUCCACAGACUUUGACUGCAAGAGAUGUGUUGAGUGUUUUAGUGCUCUUGCCCAACACAUUUUAAGAGCAGCAGCACAGAUGGAGACCAGCCAGUGUAGAAAGAAACACAACAUUUUCAUUAUUUGAAGCCAUAUUAAGAUUUCUGUUCAGAGGCAUAAGUAGAUGUAAGACCUCCAUAAACAUAUGAUAAACCAAAGAUGUGUGAGGCUUGAUAAAAUUUAUUUAUUUGUUUAUUACUCUUUGUAAAUUGGUACCCUAUCAUAUCAAGGUUGUGUUUUAAUAUUUCACUUAAAAAGAUUUUUGGAGUUUAAUACUACAAAGCAAUCAGAAGUUUUUGGGAGCAGAGUUUGCAGAUGAAAGCAAAAGCAGUUUGACAUGCUGUAAAAAGUGAUUUAUGUGUUUCAAAAAUAACUAUGAUUUUUUUUCUAUAACCAUAUGGAAUAUAAGUGGACUUCAUAUUACAUACAAACAGAAAAACUUAGAGUGGUCUAUUAUGUUAUAUGAAUUAGUUCAGGGGUUUUUUGACUUCUGCAACAGGACUUACUUUUUCAGUUAUUUAAAAGAAACUAAAAAAAUGGAAAAUUACAUGGUUGGAAUGUGUUUUGCUCUUUAAUUCAAAAUAGGCCUUGCAAAUCACUUCUCAUUAUUCUAACAAUGAAAUGAAAUGAGGUUUUCUUUGAAAUGUUAGAGAAAUUCAUGUCUUAACAGGACUGCAGCACCAUCUUGUGGAAAUCUUCAUAAGAAGUCAUCAAAGAAAUAAAAAUUAAUAUUCCUGUCUGCUUUAAGAUGCUAUGGUCAAAUAUUUUUAAUUAUCKCUCUCUUAUUUUUCCUCUUUGCCUUGGAGUCAAAGAGGCUUUUAUGUAAAAGACAGUAAGACAUUUGUUCUCUAUGAUAUUUGAUAAUGUUUGUGUCAGGAGCCCGAGGAAUUAAUCUGUUCGUUGAUGUCAUGGCAAAAAUGAGAAGUGUUUGUCAAUAUGAUUGAUUCAAGUUACAGAGAUUCAUGACUGCAUACAUCUGGGGCAUGCAGCAAGUGUCAGACAGAUUUUUCUCUAUGUGUCCAAUAUCAUCCCUAUUUAGUCCUACAAAAUUGAAAAUCUUGAGUUGUUCAACUAUUUCCUUUUUCAGGUUAAAUAGUAAUGAAAAGCUAAAAUCAAGGAUAUGGACUAACUAAAGUUUGAGAAGUGCAUUAUUGUCUUGUAAAGGUUAAUUUUUCUGGCGAAAGUGAAAGAAGCCACUAAUUGUCAAAUUUACUUUUUAUUAGAGAUGCUUAAAAUGCUUUACUAAUCAUUAGUGAACAGAACUUGAAACAGCUUUUUCCUUUCAGCUGCCUGUUUUGGCAUUGGAGGUUAGGCACAAUUUCAAACAGUUGCAAUUUUAAUAUAUUGUACCUUAAAAUUUAUUUGCUGCUUAUUUACAGUUAUCUUUUCAAAUAUUACAUGCUGCAUGUAAUUACUGUUCAGUUUUUUUAUAGGAUUUUUUAGCUGUAUGGUGGAGAUAACUUAAUUCACUUAAAAUCCUCAGCAGAUUAUGCUUCCUCAGGAGAAGUAUUACAUCUACAAAAAUUGUUUAAUGAUAGUAUUUUGCUUCUGUGGUAAGUAGACAGAUUUCUGCGUGACAGAGGUCUGUGAUGUGGUCUUUGUAGGAUAUUUGGGACGAUGCAUUCAGAUGAGUAAUCUAUACAAGAUUACUGGUUAAAACAUUUUAAACUCAAGUGUCCCGAAUGGAGAAAAGGAGUCAUACCAAAAUUAUUGUAUUCCUUCACCUGAGCAUCCCACAGCUCAUUURAUGAGGUGUAGUAAACUUAGUAGCUCUAUUUAGGCUAUGUGACCUUAUCUGAGAGAAAAAUGCUGUAUCAGUCAUUGCAAAACUCAUUCUCUUUAGACUAUCUAGAGCAGAAGCUUGAUUUGGAAGUAGUGAGCCCUUUUACUCUCUAAGAGCAAGCUGCUCUAGUUACAGGUUAACAAUUAGCAUUAUGUGGAUCACUGAUGUUCUGAUACRGCAUUGUAUGUUGGUUUUCCCCUCCCCUUUCCCUUUGUUGUUACUGUAAAGAAAACUUAUGCUGUAAAGCAAAAUCACUUGAUAGGAUCAAAAUCAACAGAAAUAUAAUUUUGCCARUAUUAGGUUUAUAAUGAUAAAAUUUUAGCAUAAGCAAUGUCAAAGGAUAUUAUGCCUCAGGGUAUUUUAAUCAAAGGUGCAUUAUAUUUUUAAAACCAUGUGGAAUACUUCAAGGUCUUCAUAAACUUUCACACUUGCAUGUCUGUUCUCUUCUUACCUGGUGUUGCUGCACUGCAUUGAGUGCAUUUUGAAAUAUGAACUGGGAUUAAGAGUUGGAGAGCCUUGAAUACUUUCCAUGAAUGCUCAGAAUAGUUUCACAAAGCUGAAGUUUUUGGCAGCUUAAGGGAUUUCCUCCCAGCACUGAUCAUUCCCAUCUGUCUGUGUUAUCAACUGUGUUUUGUAACUGAUGUGACUAAAAUAUACUCUUCUGAAAAUAAAUAGCGAGGGGUAUUGGCUGUAUUUUUUGGGGUGGUCUUGGUUUUGUUUUUUUUCUCAUUCUCAUUAGCUCUGUGAUCAGGUAAUGGCAUUGCAUCCAAAUGUUUGUGCCUGAACUUUCAUUUGGGAUAGCCUGCUGUGCUGUCUGUCAGCAAGUAACUGCAUCAGUAGAGAGAAUGAAUCACGUUAGUGUUUUACUGCUGAAGGAUGUCUUUAUCUGAGUCCACAGUGAGUUAGAAGUGAAGAAGUUCCCAUGCGAAGUCCCAAUGUACAUAUUAAUGAAAAUUUGUUUAAUUCAUUGUUGAAAUGAUGGAGUGAAUGGRUAAUUGUAUGUCUGAGAAAAGCAUGGGAAAUAGGAUUAAAGGAAAUCUAAAUCUUCAGUUUGUAAUUAUGUCAGUUUUCAAGAGUUGAAAUAGCUCUG